AUGCCCUUUAUCAUUUCAUCGUUUGAUCGUCUGGAACACAUCUCCAUUCUGGGCUACGUGGAAUGGUCAAUGCUCCCGGAAGUUAUGAUUAGCGCCUUGACGUACCAACGAUCGUUGGUUGCAUCUCUGGAAAUGAAUGCGGUCAGGUUCACGGAUGUUCGUAUGUUGAAUCAGUUUCUCAGACCCUUCCUGGGACUCCGAAGGCUGUGUCUGUCAAAACUCCGGUUUGAUGCGAACACGUACUCCGCCGUCAAGAUGGACUCAUCGGCUGCGAAACCUCGACCCAAGGAGCUAUCACUGCAUGGAGGGUCUUUGCUCCGCGCCUUCGUCAAUCCUGUUUCUCCGAUCUCCUUGGAUCGAUUGAGAAAAUUGAACAUCACUGUGCUCUUUGUAGAGGAUUUCAUGAGCUUGGCGUUGGUCAUAGAUUUGGCACCUAAUCUUCGGAUAUUGCAUCUAGGUGGCAUGCAGAAAGAAGAUUCUCGGUGGUGCAGGCCGAGACCUCUUGAUCUCUCGGGUAUCGAGGUCGUCUCGUUCAAUCUGCACGAUGCCGAUGAGACAUUGGAUCAAUAUCUCUCUCCAAGUCUGAUCCUUUCAUGGUGGAUCGAAAGUUUCAAAAGCGGAGUUGCAUUACGAUCGAUUACUGUGACCAUGCAAGUUCAUAGUACCACCAACACACUAUUUAACGCACACCUGUGGGAGUGGUUUGACGUUACUUUGGGGAUGCUGAAGACUAUCAAGGAGGUGCGCACAAUAAUUCGAGGAGAGAAGGGGCACGGGUUGAAAACGGUGAUUGCGAAUAAAUGUAAGCACUUGAACGCGAGAGGGUUGAUGGAGAUUAGUGUGAAUGCACCGCAGAGAAAGAGAAGGACAAUUGAGUAG
This is a messenger RNA of Desarmillaria tabescens, 879 nucleotides long. RefSeq lists its product as uncharacterized. The coding region runs from base 1 to 879 and encodes 292 amino acids. The transcript has 2 exons. Lineage: Eukaryota; Fungi; Basidiomycota; Agaricomycetes; Agaricales; Physalacriaceae. The record is from RefSeq and is a predicted model, not a curated record.